AUGGCCCCCUCGGGACAACUGACGGUCAGCUUCGACGACGCACCACACUCCCUCAGCAGAGCCCGGUUGAACGCCAGGCAAAAUGCUGGCAGUGUUGGUCAGGCGCCAGGCAGCGCUGCUUCGAGCAACGCUGCCUCCUUCUCUCACUCGGCAACAUACUUGGGCGUGGGACUCGGAGUCGGUGGAGCCUUCAUCCUCGGUCUCAUUUUCGUGGCGAUCUUGACCGUCCGAAAACGAGCGGAGCACAAGCGCCUGGUCGAGGCUAUGGAAGUGGAAGAGGCGCUGCACAUACAACAGACGCAAGAGGUCGCUCGGCCAGUGAGCGCGUUGAGAAGAAGCUUGAUCCUCCCGUUGCAGUCGAGAGCGGGCUGGGAUGCGUUGACAUCGGACGAGAGUGUGAAUCAGCCAGACCCGCCUGCGCGCUCCACCAGACGCAAGAGGGAUUCUAUCGGUUUGCCGAAGAAGUUCCGACACAAAGGCAUUCCUCUCACGCGAUUCAAGCGUCUGACCGCCAUCCUGGAGAGCCCGAGGUCUCGGCCAACGGAUUCGCCUGCCCCGGAUCGAGUGCUUACACAGGCUGAUGGGAACAAGUCGACACCUACGAAAAGCAAAGGCUACAACAUGCACAAAUCGAAUGAGGACGAUGUUUUUGUCUGCCCGGAGAGUCCCAAGCCAAACGUUCUGCCCUCCUUUGCCAUCCGCUCGCCCGGUCGAUACGGAGCAGGCAUCGCAAAUGACGACCACAGCAAGUCUCAACACCGGAUGAGAUCGGGAUCCAUGUCUGCGGUUCCCGAUGAAGACGUCUUUGGCAGUCCGUCUAACAAGCGGAGUCGACGCUCGGUCAGUAUGGGUGCUGCUCCACCAAGCCGCCCGCCCUCUGGUCCUGUACCUCCGCUGCCUGUCAUCAGCCCUCACGAUGCCACCAAGCAAGACCCCGCUGCCCAAGGCCUCUGCAUUCAGCGACUGUCUACCUCCAGCCACGGGUCGGUGCACAGCUCGGUGCUAGCCACUUCGCCUGUCCUGGUGUUCCCGGAACGAAAGGACUCUAUGGGCACUGCGCAAAUCCAGGGCGUCGGUACAGACGACGACAGCGCAGCCACCAAUCAAUGGCACAGCUCACAAGCGCAUGGCCAGCUAUCGUCAAUUCGAAACAACAUGGCUCGAUACAGUGCAGGAAGCUUAGCCAGUCAACGAUUCUCUUCGGGCAGCCUAACCGCAGACGGUCAACAAAGGCGUGUCUCCAGUGCAGAGAUCGGCACCGCCGACCAAGUCAGCAUCAGCCGCGUGUCCUCUUCAAAUUCUCUUGCGUCUUCCAGCGUGCGUAAAGUCAUCACCCCGCGCAAACACAACAGAACCUCCGUAUCCGCCUCGGGAUCCCCAGCAGAGCGCAAAAAGGGCGGCGUCCUACGCGACAUCAGCGGAAACACGGGCGUGCCUUCACGACAAGGGUCUGACGCAACGCAAGAUUCGAACCGGAAUAGCAAUCCUUUCCAAUGGGACAAUCAACCGCUUCAAAAGCCGUCUGCACUGAAAGGGAGCCCGAACGCAAGAAAGGGACACCGAAGACAGAAUUGUGUCCGUAUUUCCACCCUGACCCCUCAAAUCCUCGGACCACCACCGAGUCGCUCCACCAGCCCGAGUAUCACCCACGGAAUCGAAGAGGAAUCAGCCGAUGGCGAUGAAAGCGCAACGCAGCCCGGCAUGGUCUUUGUAUCAAAUCAGCGCCUGUCUCGCCCGCCGAGCACAGCGUCGUUCGCCCCGAAUCUGCGUCUGCAGCCUUCUCAAGCCUCGCUGACGCCUAGCUCGCCUACAUUGUCCCUGUGGAACGUGAUGCACGAACAAGGCAUGCACUCUCAGGGCUCAGAUUUGCAGCUCUCGGCCGGCACGCGCUCUUCGAUGGGCAGCAUCCCUUCAUUCCCGAGUCCGGUGCGCGCCGCGGCGUCCACGACGCAAUUGAGUCAGCCAAUCCCUGAGUUUUACUUGUCGCGACCAUCGACGGACACAUAUGACGACACUAGUUCGUCGCCGUUCGUGAUGCGACCGUCUUCAGAUCUCGGUAUCUCUUCGAGUCCGCCAGGGCUAAACGCAAUGAGUAACGAGACAUAUGACCCAGAGAGCCCGCAAUGGAGCCGAUCGCAACAGGACCGCAGCUCAGCGUCAUUCCCAUUUAUCAAGACCUCGCCUACUCAGGAGGGCACGGAUGAGAAUUCACCGCCCCGCAGCAGACCGCAAUCCUACGGUGGUGAACUACCAGAUACACCCCCCAUCUCGCCCAAAACCAGCCCGUCCGAAUUCGAGCCCGUCUUUGGCAUCAGCCCCGAGAAGCUGACUUCAGCCAACGCAAGCGCAAUCAUGGCCCAGCUGCCAGGCGACGUCACCUUCCCCGGCGCACCCGUACUCCUCCCUCCAGCCGAGGAUGAAGUCUACGCCCACCUAACGCCCAGAACCACGGCGUCGCGCCAAGGCUUGAUGAUCCAAACUCAAGCCGCUCCCCCGCCUCCUCUCCAAUGGAUCAAAGAAUCUUGCGUUCCGUCUCCCCUGCAAAUCAGCGGCAACCGCACGAGCCCGACCGGCCCGCGCUCGCAGCCGCCACAAAGCGUGCUGAAGAACGCCAUGCAGCUGCGUCGCAUGAACAGCGAAAUCGACCACGCGGACAACGAGCGAGAGAGCCGGCGAUACGUGCGUUUGGGCCGAGAGGCGAGUCCUUUACUGCCGUGGGCUGGGAGCCCGGAGUUGAAUGCCAGUCAGGCGGAGAUGGGCGAGGUGUUUGAUUUUCAAUUCGGCGCGGGACAGGCGAGGAGUGGAGCAGAGGUGCAUGAGAAUGUCCAUGAGAGGAUGGAGAGUAAGCUUGAUGGGGCGCUGGCUGGGUUAGAUGCCGGUACGCCUGGGAAGAAGGGGGGUGUAUGGGAGGACGGCGAGAAGUAUUGGAAUGGUCAGCAGGCCAUUGGUAUUGCGUCCAGCGGCACGCCGGCGAGGAUGCAUGCCACGCCGCCGCGGAAGGAGAGUCUGGCGGUGCCGAGCAGUGGCAUUCGCAGUAUCCAGAACACACCGAAGAGUUUGUAUGACUCGGAGGGGUUCUUGUAUACGUGA
Molecule: messenger RNA, 3090 nt
Organism: Neohortaea acidophila
Lineage: Eukaryota; Fungi; Ascomycota; Dothideomycetes; Mycosphaerellales; Teratosphaeriaceae
Exons: 1
Coding region: 1-3090 (1029 amino acids)
Source: RefSeq, a predicted model, not a curated record